GUUUUAAGAAAAAUGCUCAAAUCACAUUAUAAGCUUCAACAAGAUGUAGAUGGAGUUGAGCAGGAGAUAGAAGAAUCUUUACAUUUCGAACAAUUAGCUGAGGCUGUAGCAGAAGAAGAGCAAAAAGAAAUAGUUCCCAAUGCUUUGCCAUAUCCAGAGAGGAAGCUUAAUCGAUCCGAAAUAAGCGUUCGUCUGACUCUGCUUGGCAAAACAGCUGAAGGCGAUGGCUACACGUAUCUAAAGGCCGUAUGUACUGGGAUGAGUUUAACAAAUAUCAGCGCGAUUAAAUCGUUCCAACAUUUACAAUUCGUUGAUGUAUCCAACAACAAUUUGACUUUAGAAAACCUACAAGUUGUCACAGAACUACCAUUUCUUCUUCUAAUUCAUGCUGAUAAGAAUCUUCUAAACUCGGCUGGUUUGAAAAAGACGAAGUACAUGCAAGUGAUCAUUAUGAAUAACAAUAAAUUAACUUCAGUGCGUGAUGUUUUCCAACCAGAGCUAUGCACAUUAGAAGUUGGCUACAACAAAAUUAGAAGAGUAGAUCUACUUAGUAUGCCAAAUAUAAAAUGUUUAGAUUUUCGAUACAACCUGAUCGAAGAUAUCUCGAAUUUUGAUUUUCCAAACUUAGACAGUUUAUAUUUAGCUGGAAACAAAAUUACCAGUCUAAAUGGUAUAGAAAAAUUGCCGAAUCUAAGAGUUUUGCACGUGAGAAACAAUCCGAUAAGGAUCUUAAGCGGAUUCGACCCCGAAUUAAAGAAAUUACAAUACGUAAAUUUGCGCAACUGCAAAGUUUCAACUUUAAAACAAAUUAAAAAGUUACGGGUACUACCCGCGCUAGAUACUCUUGUCGUAAGGGGUUGCCCUUACAUGGGUGGAAUAGGCGAAGAGGACGCAGAAGUAGGUGUCGAAGAAGAAGAUGAACAAUUAAGAAUAGAAGUUCUUGCUUCACUUCCAAAGCUUAAGAGGCUUAACAAAGGAACCAUUACACCAGAAGAGAGGACUGAAGCUAAGGAACUUAUUAAACAAUGGAUAGAAGAUGGUGAGAUUAAUGAAGAAGAAAUAUUGGAAGAACAGCAUCAUGAUGACGAAGAAUCAAAUGUUGACUAGCAUUACAUACUAAAA
Messenger RNA from Vanessa tameamea, 1122 nucleotides. RefSeq names its product leucine-rich repeat-containing protein 23-like. Lineage: Eukaryota; Metazoa; Arthropoda; Insecta; Lepidoptera; Nymphalidae. Gene Ontology annotation, molecular function: protein binding. The coding region runs from base 13 to 1107 and encodes 364 amino acids. The record is from RefSeq and is a predicted model, not a curated record. The transcript is spliced from 4 exons.